Messenger RNA from Empidonax traillii (willow flycatcher), 5248 nucleotides. RefSeq names its product tau tubulin kinase 2 (gene TTBK2). The annotation marks the transcript as partial. Gene Ontology annotation, cellular component: ciliary basal body; cytoplasm; nucleus. Gene Ontology annotation, biological process: signal transduction; cilium assembly; peptidyl-serine phosphorylation. The transcript is spliced from 14 exons. Gene Ontology annotation, molecular function: ATP binding; protein serine/threonine kinase activity. The record is from RefSeq and is a predicted model, not a curated record. NCBI's taxonomy places the organism in Eukaryota, Metazoa, Chordata, Aves, Passeriformes, Tyrannidae.
UUGAGGAAAAUAGGAGGUGGAGGAUUUGGAGAAAUUUACGAUGCACUGGACUUGCUUACUCGGGAAAAUGUUGCACUAAAGGUCGAAUCAGCUCAGCAGCCAAAGCAAGUACUGAAAAUGGAAGUAGCUGUGUUGAAAAAGCUGCAAGGAAAAGAUCAUGUCUGUAGAUUCAUCGGAUGUGGACGCAAUGACAGAUUUAACUAUGUGGUCAUGCAGUUGCAGGGUCGGAACUUGGCAGACCUGCGUCGGAGCCAAUCUCGAGGGACAUUCACCAUUAGUACCACUCUGCGGCUUGGGAAGCAGAUUUUGGAAUCUAUUGAAAGUAUUCAUUCUGUGGGAUUCCUGCACAGGGACAUAAAACCAUCAAACUUCGCAAUGGGACGUUUUCCUAGCACCUGUAGGAAGUGUUAUAUGCUGGAUUUUGGCUUGGCACGGCAAUUUACCAACUCAUGUGGGGAUGUCAGACCACCACGAGCUGUCGCUGGUUUUCGAGGAACAGUACGAUAUGCAUCAAUCAAUGCUCAUAGAAACAGAGAAAUGGGUCGGCAUGAUGAUCUUUGGUCUCUAUUCUACAUGUUGGUGGAAUUUGUGGUUGGGCAACUGCCUUGGAGAAAAAUAAAAGAUAAGGAGCAAGUGGGCUCCAUUAAAGAAAGGUACGAACACAGACUUAUGUUGAAACAUCUUCCUCAAGAAUUUAACGUCUUUCUGGAUCACAUUUCUAAUUUAGAUUACUUUACAAAGCCUGAUUACCAGCUUCUCAUGUCUGUGUUUGAGAAUAGCAUGAAGACAUUUGGGGUUGUUGAAAGUGACCCAUUUGACUGGGAGAAGAGUGGAACUGAUGGGUCUCUGACGACAACAACAACCUCGACCACACCUCAGUUACACACUCGUCUUACACCAGCUGCAAUUGGAAUUGCCAAUGCCACUCCUAUCCCAGGAGAUUUGCUGCGGGAAAAUACAGAUGAAGUGUUUCCUGAUGAACAACUCAGUGAUGGAGAGAAUGGUAUUCCAGUUGGUGUUUCACCAGAGAAACUACCUGGAUCCCCUGGCCGUCAGCGUCCUCAGGAAAAAGAUGUUUGGGAAGAAAUGGAUGCAAACAGAAACAAAAUAAAACUAGGGAUCUGUAAGGCUGCCACAGAGGAAGAAAACAGCCAUGGGCCAGUGAAUGGAAUUCUUAAUGCGCCGAGUCUCGGUUCUCCAAUUCGUGUUCGCUCGGAGACCACCCAGUUAGACAGGGAUGUUCCACUGGUGCGAAAGUUGCGUUCAAUUCACAGCUUUGAACUGGAGAAGCGCAUGACAUUGGAAUCAAAGCCAGACACUGAUAAGUUUCUUGAGACUUGUUUGGAGAAGAGGCAGAAAGACUUGAAUGCUGCAACAGAGACUCCUGCUGCUGUUCCUCCUGUUUCUCAGAAAACACCCCUUCCUGCUCCUGUGACUGCUCGCAUGGACCACGUUUGGCAUUAUGAUGAAGAAUAUCUUCCAGAUGCUUCAAAGCCUGGGUCAGCUAUUUCUCCAGACCAUGCUGAUGGUGUCAUGAGCAAUGGAUUUGUAGCUGUUAACUUAAGCUCCUGCAGGCAGGAGGUUGAUUCUAAGGAAUGGGUGAUAAUAGAUAAGGAACGAGACUUACAAGACUUCAGGACAAAUGAGGCUUUAGGGCACAAAAUGACUGGAAGUCCCUCAGAUGAAGAACCAGAGGUACUACAAGUUCUAGAGGAGUCCCCUCGAGAAGAGCAAUCCAGACAGGGUGGGUGGGCAGGAAACAAUGUCAAUGGCAAGAACCAAACUUCAGGGGUGGAGUUUGUUCUAGACAUGGAGUGUCAUCCUGCUGCUUCUGAACAGCUUACAGAUAAGUUGGAACUUCUGUCUGGAGCUGCUGGACAGCUUCUUGCGGCCACCCCUACAAGUCCUAUGGAAGCUCAAGCAGAAGGAGCACUCACUCCGCUCAACUCAUGUCAUAUGCUGCAUUUCUCCACUCCAAGAAUUUCAAGUCCCAUCCUCCGCACCAUGAGCCCUAUAGCCUAUCUGUCCUUCCACUCGGACCCUCUGAAAGAGGCUGGUUUACCGAGGAGUCAAUCAGCUGAGAGCCACUCCUCUUCCUCCCGCUCAACCGGUCGUAGGCAGCUUCCUGUCAUUCCUUGUGGCAACAAGGUCCCCUCUGUCAUUCGCAUCUCAAAAGCACAACUUGAGCAGAUAACAAUACCCAGGCCUUCAGUGGCAUCCACACAGUCUGCUUCAGAGAGCUUUCACUAUGGCCACCAGCUGGAGAGAAGAGAACAGGAUGGUCAGUCUGCGGAACACACUGUGGAACUUUCCUCUCCAAAAGAAAGUUUGCCAGGUGUGGUUGUGACAGAAGAUGAAAUUCCAGCUAGUGCCAGCAGACCAGAUUUGGUACUUAAUAUCAGCCAACAGGUGCUUGAUAGAGAAGGACUUGUCAAAGAAAGUGUCGAUGUCCUGGACUGUGGCCAAAAGGACCUACCUGAACAACACAGUGGGAUACAUGAAGAGAAUGAACUUGAAAAUGUUCCUGUAGAGGAGACCGAGGAAGAAAGGCUUCCAGUGGUUUCUGAGGAUGCCAUUGAAAUGUUAAGCAAAGAGCAGAAUUCUUCUUUGCCAGGAAACUCAAAAUCUGCGGAGGAAGAACCUCUAACAAAUACUGAAGCUGCUGAAGAAUCAAAGCCAAGGCCUGUCUGUUUGGUGCCAAAUCAAGAUGAGAGUCUGAAGUCAGUAGCACCUAAAGCAUCAGAACUGUCUCCCUCAAGAGUUACUAACGCACAUGUUAAUAAACAGGCAAACAAAAUAGCAACUGUUCAGGAAAAUGGUUUUCAUUCUGAUAAGGAAGAAGUCCAUAGCCAAGACUUGAAAUGCCACCAAGUGGCCCUUACUACUUUUUUGCAGCAGGAGAACAAAAAAGAGAAAAAUUCUCCCAGAAAUGGAGAGUUAUUCCACUGCAUUUCAGAAAAUGAGAAUUCUUACCGAUCCAAGAAGGACUCGGUUAAGUCUCCUUUUGUAUUCAGGCAGAGCCGAAUCCCAGUUUUAGCACAAGAGAUAGACUCAAUGUCAGAUUCCUCUUCUGUUUCAGCAAAGGAAAAGCUUCUUCUAAAAAAGGCCCAUCAGACAGACUUGGUGAAAUUACUUAUGGAAAAGAGACAGCUCAAAUCUUUCCUUGGUGACCUCUCAAGUGCCUCUGAUAAGUCACUGGAGGAAAAAAUGGCUGCUGCUCCAGUACCAUUUUCUGAGGAUGAUGUCUUAGCUUCAUUUUCUAGAUUGACACUGGACUCUCAUUUCAGCAAGCAGAAUGAAGAUAGCUCUUUAUCUCCAAGCAGUCCUCAGUCCAGAAAAAGCAAGAUUCCAAGGCCAGUGUCCUGGGCAACCACCGAUCAAGUCACUGGUUCAAGUUCAGCUCAGUUCUUUCCUCGGCCACCACCCGGAAAACCGCCUACUAGACCUGGGGUAGAAGCUAGGUUACGCAGAUACAGAGUCCUAGGGAGUAGCAGCUCGGACUCAGAUCUUAUCUCCCGUCUGGCUCAAAUCCUACAGAAUGGAUCUCAAAGACCAAGGAGUUCUACCCAGUCUAAGAGUCCAGGAUCUCCACAUAGUCCAAAAACACCACCCAAGAGCCCUGUCAUCCCCCGACGCAGUCCCAGUGCCUCCCCUAGGAGCUCUUCUUUGCCCCGUACUGCCAGUUCUUCUCCGUCCCGGGCUGGGAGAUCCCAUCAUGAUCAGAGGAGUUCAUCCCCGCAUCUUGGGAGGAGUAAAUCACCUCCUAGCCAUUCAGGCUCCUCAUCUUCUAGGAGGUCUUGCCAACAAGAGCACUGCUGCAACAAACCAAGCAAGAAUGGUCUUAAAGGGUCUGGCAGUUCCUUCCACCAUUCCCCAAAUACUAAGACUCCCACAGGAAAGAGCAAAUCAACCACUAAGCUUAGCAGAUAGGAACUGGGCCUCAACAGGUAUAAAGUCUCCUCCUAAAUCUGAUGCAUGUUGUGUCUGUGUACUGUGUAUUAAAAAAAAAAAAAUCAAAAAAAGUGUAUUAAAAAAAAGGUGUUGAAUCUGCACAUUUUAAAGAAAGUAAGCAUUGUAAACUAUUCAUAAGAAAUCAUUCUGUGUAAAUAAGUGGCCAGGCUUUACCUAAGAGCAGGCAGCAAGCAGAUCGACAAGAGGGGAAGUAGAGACCAGGAAAAGAAUGACUAGAUAGUCGAAGAGGUGCAAUGUGUUUAGAGUAAAAAAGUAUCUCUAAGGUGAGUGUUUUAAAGGGAUAUUUAUCUUGAUGUUUUUUGUUUACCUAGUUAGAAGAUUUGGCCUAAUUAUUUAAGGCCUUACAUACACAGGAGUAUGUAAGAAAACCUGAAAUGAUUAUUCCCAAAAUGAUGUCACCACUCGGGAGAUAAGUUCUGCUCAAGCUUGGCUUCGCAGUUUUAAAAAAGCACACAGAAGAUGAUGGUUUUUGUACCUUAUAAAUUUCUUUCAUUUUGAGCUGCACUUCUCUCUUGAGUCACUCAGUGCUCAUCUUAGCCCCUAUCUAUCAUGGCACAGAUUUUUUUUGCCUAGGGAAGUAUCAUAUACCUUGUCCCUUCUUAGCACCAACGACAUUAAAAAAAUUACUAAAUUUGCCAAGAUGUUUUUGUAUCUGUAUUAUUUAGAAAUUUAGUAGUAAUCAGGAUCCAAGAAGCAAAUUCAAAGUUCUACAACAUACAUUUCUUUGGGAGUCAUAGUGGAGUUUGGUAGAAUUUGGAAAAGCAUUCCUGUCCAGGAAAUGAGAGAAAAGAGAUGUAUGCACUUCACUGGAUGUUGCAGAUUUACAAGAAAAUGCAAUGUAAGUUCGAAAAUAAUUAGAAAAUGGAAGUACCUAUUUUUCUGCCUUUAAUUCAGCUGAAAAAAAUAACCUCUCUUUUUGCUAGCUUUUGUUUUUCCAUUAGUUAUGGAUCACCUAAACCACAGAUCCUGCCGUGCAAAGACAACUACCAACCAAGAUUUGGUUUUUUUGAUAAUUUAUUUUCUAAAAUCAUGAAAGAAGAAACAGAGAUGAGGAGAUUGUCUACUUUGUGAACUUGGUAGGUUAUAGGUGACAGAAAUAUACUUAACACCCUUACAAAAUCUAGUCAAGAAUAUUACUCAUCAAAGCAAAAUAGAAAGAAAUCUGAAAUACUUUCUGUGUUGGAUUCUCGUAAUUUUUUUGCCCAAAUGUUGUUUUGAUCAAGCUUUGUUGACACUCAGUGAAGUCCAUAGUGUGUAAUUCCUCCAACUUUAUUUG